GCGCUGAGCGGGAACACACACACACACACACUCACACACAGCGGGGGAGUGAGGGAGAAGAGUCCGCUGCUGAGGAGUCGGUGUCCGGUCAAGUUGAAGUGGAGCAGCGCAGGUUUCUCCAGAGUGCGCGCGGUGCGUCAGCGGAGCGGCGCAGAGCGGAGCCGUGCGGCGUUUAUGGGUCAAUAUUUUUGGGGGAAAAUCCUGAAAGGAGGAAGAAGAAGAGUUGGUUUUUCUUCUGUGUUCUCUCGGUGACUCUCCGUCCUCUGCUGCUCCAAUGGAAUGGUUCUCUUUACUCGGAUUAUCGCUGCUCUGAACUCCGCGCUCCUCUCUGAGGCGGUGACUCCCGCGGCUCCUCCCGGGCUCCGUCCUGUGUCCGCGGCCGCCCGCAGCGCCUCCUCUCCGGUCUCCUCCGAGCUCCAGCGGUCGUUCAUAUGAGCGCAGCGUUCAGUCCGUCCUUCAUGGUGAUGCAGCGGCCACUCGGAAGCACCACCGCCUUCAGCAUCGACUCUCUGAUCGGGGGGCCCCCGCAGCCCAGCCCGGGACACUUCGUGUACACUGGCUACCCGAUGUUCAUGCCGUACCGGUCGGUGGUGCUCCAGCCGCCGCCCCCGCCCCCCCCGGCCCUGCAGCAGGCUCUCCCUGCCGGACACCACCCGCACCCGCAGAUCCCCGGCCUGCAGAGCGGCUUCUGCUCCAGCCUGGCGCAGGGCCUGACGCAGGGCAUGGCGCUCACCUCCACGCUCAUGGCGUCGCUGCCCGGCGGCUUCUCCCCGUCCCAGCAGCACCAGGACGCGGCCCGGAAGUUCGGCUCCGCACAGGCGCUGCACGCGGUCUUCGACAAGGCUCAGGAGCUGCGGCUGGAGGCGGAGGACGGGAAGGGUUUCCUGCCGGGGAAGGACGCGGCGCUGCAGGGUUUCCACGACGCGGACACGGCGGUGCAGACGGCCACAGUCAGAACACUCAGUAAAGAAGACUCCAAGGAGGACGAGUGCGGCCGGAAGGACGAGAGUUUCUCCAUGGACAGCGACCUGGACUACAGCUCUGAUGACAACCUCACCUCCAUGUGUCAUAAGGAGGACGGCGACGGCGGCGGCGCGGGUCUGGACGACGGCGCGCACCUGCACGGCUCCGGAGGCGGCGGCGGAGGCUCCGGAGGCGGCGGCGGCGCGGGGAGCGGCGGCGGAGGCGGCAAGAACCGGCGGCGGCGGACGGCGUUCACCAGCGAGCAGCUGCUGGAGCUGGAGAAAGAGUUCCACUGCAAAAAGUACCUGUCGCUGACCGAGCGCUCCCAGAUCGCGCAUGCGCUGAAGCUGAGCGAGGUGCAGGUGAAGAUCUGGUUCCAGAACCGGCGCGCCAAGUGGAAACGGGUCAAAGCCGGGAACGUCAACAACAAGUCCGGGGAGCCGUCCCGGAACCCCAAAAUAGUGGUCCCGAUCCCGGUGCACGUGAGCCGCUUCGCAAUAAGGAGUCAGCACCAGCAGAUGGAGCAGGCCAGACCGUAGAAGAAGAAGAGCAGCGCGAGACAAUGAGCCGCUUUCCGGUGACUGAAUCCCGUGUUGACGCUUUCAGACGAGAUGAAAUAAAAGUGGUUUAUUUCCUGCAGCUCAGAGCAUCAGCAAACCUCCGCGCUGCGUUUUCUACUUCACAGAAAGCAGAUUUAAAAAGCACAGUUGUUGUUUUACAGCAGAAUCUGACUGUGUAGGUUCAUUCUAACAGUAACUGAUGGUCGUGUUUCUGUAGUGGACGAAAAACCCGAGUUUGAGACGAAAAAAAAAAACAUUUACCGAACUCCAUUAGAUUUUCAUUAGACUUGAAUUCGGUUUAGUUUUAUUGGAAAUAAACUAAAAUCAAAUCAUAAAAUUAAAAUAUAAAAUCAGCUGAUUCGUAUUAAAUGAAGCCGUUUUUAAAAAGUCGUAUUUACAGAUAUUUUAAUAUCAUUUCUGAGUCUUGAAAAAAAGGUUUGAAAAUCCAACUUUUUCCCCACGGAGUUUGGUUUCAAUUACUGACACGGACGUUUCUGACAGGUCACAUUAACAGAGCCUUUAAUCACAUGUUUGACUCUGACAGUGUAAUUAGUUAAAGUGCAGCAGUGGUUUUUAUAAAAUUCCACCUUUUCUUAACGGAGUUUGGUUUAAACCAGUGAAAAUGACGUUUGGAUUCCAGAGCCCGUCUGAAAUUUAACAGAUUUGUUUUUUCAAAAGAUGAUUUCAGGGCCUCACUCUUCACAGGAAGUUUUGAAAAAAUACUAAAUUAAAGCCUCAACACGAGACUGAGUGACUCGUGAAGCUGCGCGUUUCUCUGCAGUGUUCGAAUCAAAUCUCAUCUUUUUUUUGAGCGACACCAAAAAACUGUGCGUAAAGACGCGCGGCUGAGGAGGAGGAGGACGCGAUGAAGACACAGAGACAUGUUGCUUCCUCCUUCCCGCCACAUGUAAAUACACUCGGGACCAAACUGAGGACAUCACCGUGGUUUGAAAACAUUUGUUCUUUGGGUUUUUACGAACCUCGUGUCUGUGCUACUGAAGACCUGAACCUCUCCCUCUCUCUGCUCUUUGGAUCAAACUGUUCUGCUUCCUUUUCUUUUCGUUUCGUUUCUUUUUUUGGACAAAGUGACGCUGCUAAUUUAUUUAUAUAAAAUUGUGCAAAAGUAACUAACAUUCCUCUGAAGAUAUACAAGUGUGAAUUAAAAGAUGAACCGUGACCAGA
Messenger RNA from Lates calcarifer (barramundi perch), 2705 nucleotides. It is a transcript of the gene gbx2, whose product is annotated as gastrulation brain homeobox 2. The record is from RefSeq and is a predicted model, not a curated record. Gene Ontology annotation, molecular function: RNA polymerase II transcription regulatory region sequence-specific DNA binding; DNA-binding transcription factor activity, RNA polymerase II-specific. Lineage: Eukaryota; Metazoa; Chordata; Actinopteri; Centropomidae. The transcript is spliced from 2 exons. Gene Ontology annotation, cellular component: nucleus. The coding region runs from base 432 to 1502 and encodes 356 amino acids. Gene Ontology annotation, biological process: regulation of transcription by RNA polymerase II; regulation of nervous system development.